Branchiostoma floridae (Florida lancelet) is the source of this 2045-nucleotide messenger RNA. RefSeq names its product aromatic-L-amino-acid decarboxylase-like. The record is from RefSeq and is a predicted model, not a curated record. Gene Ontology annotation, molecular function: pyridoxal phosphate binding; aromatic-L-amino-acid decarboxylase activity. The coding region runs from base 174 to 1916 and encodes 580 amino acids. NCBI's taxonomy places the organism in Eukaryota, Metazoa, Chordata, Leptocardii, Amphioxiformes, Branchiostomatidae. Gene Ontology annotation, biological process: serotonin biosynthetic process; amino acid metabolic process; catecholamine metabolic process. The transcript is spliced from 15 exons.
GAAUGGAUUGAAAUAUUUUAAAGUAAUCAUUGUAUUUAGUGUUACCAUUUAGAAAAUCAAAAUAUAUGCCGUAUUCGAAACCCCCAUGCACACCGUAUAUCUCAGGUAUUUGGCACGGCGCACAAAUUUGGCGCUUGUAUCUGCCAAAUCCAUGCUAGCGCACCUGACCUCUCAUGUAUUUGGCGGCGCAGGGAUUUGGCUUCACACCACAUCGUCUGUACCGUCUGGGCCUCGGGCUGUGUCGGAACAACUUUCACUGCAGGGGUAACAACUUUCACUGCCCAGCAAGGUCAAGUACAGGGCUCAGAGGUUACAAGGGUAACAAGAUGCCAAAGGAAGGCAAGGGAAGCGCCCCACCUACCCCCACCCCCACCCCUGCCAGUGCAGACCCAAUCCCCACCCCCAGUCCCACCCCCACCCCCGCGGUCGUAGAUCCGAUCGCAGCUCCUCCAGCCAUGGACCACGCAGAGUUCCGGAGGAUGGGGAAGGAGAUGGUGGAUUACAUCGCUGACUACAUGGAGGGGAUCGAGACACGGCCGGUGUUUCCUAGUGUGAAGCCGGGAUAUCUGCGAGAGAUGAUCCCAGACUCAGCACCGCAGGACCCAGAGAGCUGGGAGAAUGUGCAGGCAGACAUCGAGCGUGUCAUCAUGCCUGGGGUGACAUUUUGGCACAGUCCACACUUCCACGCCUGCUUCCCAACUGGCAACUCCUACCCUGCACUCCUGGGGGACAUGCUGUCUGGUGCUAUCGGCUGUGUAGGGUUCUCCUGGGCUGCCAGCCCUGCCUGUACAGAACUGGAGACAGUGGUGCUAGACUGGCUGGGGAAGAUGCUGCAGCUGCCGGAGUGUUUCCUGUCCGGAACAUCGGGGGAGGGGGGCGGUGUUAUACAGGGCACAGCUAGUGAAGCGACACUAGUAGCCCUGCUUGCCGCCCGCUCCAAGGCAGUGCAGAAGUUUAAAUCAGACCGUCCCGAGAUGUCCGACCAUGACAUCAUGGGCAAACUGGUGAUCUACACUUCUGAUCAGGCGCAUUCCUCCGUGGAGCGGGCGGCCAUGUUGGGCGCUGUCAGGUGCAGGAAGCUGCAGACUGACGAGGACCUCGCGCUGAGGGGAGCGGUACUGCAGGCUGCUGUGCAGGAGGACAGAGCUCAGGGACUUCUGCCUUUCUUUGUGGUUGCUACGCUGGGGACCACGCCCUCCUGUGCCUUCGACAGCUUACAGGAACUUGGACCCGUCUGUCGUGAGGAGGUCAUGUGGCUGCAUGUAGACGCGGCGUACGCCGGCAGUGCCUUUAUCUGCCCUGAGUACAGACCACUGCUGGAUGGGGUGGAGUUUGCAGAUUCCUUCAACUUUAACCCCCACAAGUGGAUGAGGGUGAACUUUGACUGCUCAGCCAUGUGGAUUCGGAACCGAGCAGACAUCGUGGACGCAUUCAACCUGGAUCCACUCUACCUCAAACAUGACAACCAAGGUUUGGUGACAGACUACAGGCACUGGCAGAUUCCGCUAGGGCGGCGCUUCCGCUCGCUGAAGCUGUGGUUCGUGUUACGCAUGUUCGGGGUCAAAGGUCUUCAGGAGCAUAUCAGGAAGCAAGUCGGGCUGGCUAAGGAGUUUGAGACCCUUGUAAGGAGCGACGAGAGAUUCGAGGUUACAGCUAAGGUGGUGCUAGGGCUGGUCUGCUUCCGACUCAAGGGUUCCAAUGACGUUAACGAGCUGCUACUUAAGAAGAUUAACGAUGGGAAGAAGAUCUACCUGGUCCCGUCCCAGAUGCGAGGAGCAUACUUCCUGAGAUUUGCCGUCUGCGCCGCCACGACAGCAUCUCAAGACGUCUCCUACGCCUGGGAGAUUAUCAGUCAGCUGGCCGGCGACGUCUUACAGGGGGAAAACAGCGGAAACAACAAAGAUGGUGAAAAAUAGGCGGCGUAACUUUUAAAAUCAGCAUUUUAGGGGAGGCAGCAUUAUUCAGGUUUUGGUCCUUUAAUCUGUUGGGGAGUGUUUUCAGUGGGCGGGUGACAUUUCACAGGGAGAAAACAGUAAAAACAACAA